Polistes dominula (European paper wasp) is the source of this 3254-nucleotide messenger RNA. RefSeq lists its product as uncharacterized. The record is from RefSeq and is a predicted model, not a curated record. Lineage: Eukaryota; Metazoa; Arthropoda; Insecta; Hymenoptera; Vespidae.
AUUUAUUGGACAAUAUAUUUUCAUCGGUGACUGUACGGUCGAUGUCGUACAGUCAUUCGAACGAACUUUAAUUGACGUCUCGUCAAAUACAUCUUCGUUUGUUUAAAUUAAUGCAAAGAGUGAAUAGUUAAAUAAUAAAAAAUAAACUAUCACGUGAUAAUAAAACAUAAGAUGUAAUUUCACGUAUAACAAUCAUGCAAUCUUCUCAAUCACCAAUAACGUUAAAUUCGUACAUUUGGAGGUUAGUUCGUAGCGUGACAAAAUAAUCUCCACGGAGACUGUACAGCUGAAGUUGUAUUGACCGCGGUGUUUUCUCCGCGAGGAUACGUUUCAUCGAAAGAAAAAAAGGAAAGGAAAAAAUACACGCAUACACAAACGUGACAGAACAGAACAGAAGAAGAAAAAAAAGAGAGAAAGAAAGAAAAUAGUAAAACACAGUGGUAUAUACUUUAACCGGUUAAAUGUAAAAGCCCGAUCACACACACACACAGAAAGAUUGUCUACGUUGUGAGAUGAUUUUAGUGCGCGUUAAAAUGUCCGAUAAGAUUGACGUGAAUUAAAAAGAAAAACAAAAAGUAUUCUUCCUUUUUUAUUUCGAUUUAUUUAUUUAUCAUUUCGACGUCUGUCUGUCAAAGUUUCGUCUCAAAUCAUCGAAGCGCAGAGAGCAUCACGAUGACGAAAACGAAAAAGAAGAAAUAUUUCAUAAUUCAUUUUAUUGCAUCCAAGUGACAAUGAUGUUUAGAUUAUCGCAUAAGUAUUCGAAUUUAAUUAUAAGAUACAUGAUACGCGAUUUGCAUUAUCUAUGUCAUCCUUAUUUUCGAACGAUAAGGACAAAUUCGGAUAAACUUGUUGUUCUGGUGAUAUGUACAGCCAUUUGUCACGUGGUUCCCUCCUACUUUUAUAAUACGUCACUUGUCGCGUGAAAUUUGAAAUUUUUUCUCCCACUAACGUUAUCUCCCUUCUUUAACCCUUUCUCUUUUUCCUCUUGAAAUUAUUUAAAAAGAAAGUUAAUAUAACAACAAUGGGUAAAACAAGAGGGGUGCAUGAAACCACCCCAGAAUUAAGAAACCGAAUGGUUGGAAUGUACGAGGCUGGUUUGGGAUUAAGAGAAAUUGCUGCUGCUGUUAAUUGUUCGCAACGUACAGUCAAAAGAUGGCUCAAUCGAUUCGAUAAAGAAGGCAAUGUGGAAACCAGAGAACGUUGUGGUCGUAAGAGAGCUACAACAGCAGAACAAGAUGAAGCGAUAAUCAAGCUUGCUACCCAAACACCUUUGACUGCUGCUAAAGCUGUACUUCCAGCUUUAGGACUCACCUGUUCUGUUGAUACUGUACGAGAAAGAUUGCAUAAAGCUGGAAUUCAUAGUUGGACGCCGUCUAGGAAAUAUAUGCAAAGGAUUCCACUCGGAAAUGAUGCAGAUGGUGCAGCUAUUCAACAAGCUGUAUGGAGACCUACAGGUACUCAAUUGGGAAAAAAGAAAUCUAAUAAAGAUUCCACCAAGAACGACAAAAGUAUACAAAAAAAGAAAAAUCCUCCACGUAAAGUUAGAACCAGAGAUAUUUAUGUCGGCGAUGGUGCACCUGUAGAAAAUUUAAAACAAUCUACUGAACAGCAGCAACAGCAACAACAAGAAUUUGGAUUCGUGCAACAAAAUAUUCCUCAAGAACAAACCAAUGAAUUACAAAAUACUACUCAAGCAUUACCUGACAAUCAAACAGAAUUUAACAAUGGAUUGACUAUGAGUCAACAACCGCAACCUAUGUAUCAACAUCCUAGUAUGAAUAUCGCACAAAAUAAUUGGCCCCUCGAUCUUGUACAAGGCAGCCAUCAUUAUCCACAAGGUCAACCAACUACUGUAAAUCAUAAACCGAUGGCACCUCAACACCAACUUCAAGAGCUCCAUAGUCAAGGAGAGCAACAUCACAUGCAACAAGUGCAGCAACAGCAGGCUCAACAAAGAUUGCAGGAAGAUGCCAGUAUUCAUCAUUCGAAAUUUGAUUCUCAGCAAGCACAAAUUCAAGUGGAUCAUCAGGCCCAACAACAGCAGGAACAAAACCUACAAUCAAAAUUAUCUAAUCCUGUGAAUAACACAAGUAUCGGUUCGGAUAGUUCAAAUUCUUGUAGUUCUCUUGAAAGUAAUCAACUAUCGAAUACAGAUAGUGUACAAGUUGAUGAUAUGUCAAAAGGAGAAAGUAAACAUUCAGAAAGACAAAAGAGAAAAAAGAAAGGUGGUAAAGCAAAAGGGACGCUGGAAACUAGUGUAGAAAUUAGAAACCGUAUGAUCGGAAUGUCGGAAGCAGGACUAUCUACAUUAUCCAUUGCAUUAGCAAUUGAUAGAUCGGAGCGUACUGUUAAAAGAUGGCUAGAACGUUGGCAUAAAGAAGGAAAUGUACAAACAAAAGAAAGAAAAGGCCGUCGUAGAAUUACAACUAAGGAACAAGACGAAGCUAUAGUCGCUAUGGCUACUCAAAAUCCAUUAACUGCAGCAAAAUACGUGGCUCCUGCUUUAGGAUUGAAAUGUAGUGUAGAUACAAUUAGAGAACGUCUUCAUAAAGCAGGAAUACAUAGUUGGAAGCUUGGAAAAAAACAAGGAGAAGGAAAUGCAGUUCAUACAGUUCAUCUUUGGCAAGCUAGCGGUAAUCGUCUUAAUAAACCAAAAACUCCUGGAGAUAAGAAAAAGAAAUCGAAUGAUAAUAAAAAAAGAGAUCAUUCAACGAGUAAUAUACAAAAACGAAUAUCUAGGAAAAAGAAAUCUGAUCCUGUUCCUUUGAAAGUUGUACCACCACCACCAACAAAUAUGGUUCCUGAGCCAACUCCUAUGCCUUUUCAUAAUCCGACAACAAUGCCAAAUUAUGUUGCUAGUAGUAACAUAUUGCAGCCCGUUCAUAACAUCUCAGCUCCUCCACCAUCAAUUCCUCAACCGCAACCACCACCACCACCACCUCCAGGUCCACCACCAGGACCACCAUCAAUGCAACCAAUGGGUCCUAUAAUGCAACAAAGACCAGAUUGUAGAUUAGCUCCUAUUGUUCCACCUGUAUCUACUCAAGGUAAUUCCAAUGCAGUUUAUGCAUCAUGUUUGGUGGCGAAUAAUAAUCACACAGGUCAUAUGGAACAACCUGAUCCUUUAAAUUAUGAACCGUACAUUUGGAGCUUUUAAAAUACGUAGUAUCUUUUACUAUAAGUUUGUUAAUAUUUAUAUAUUUCUUUACUUAUAGCGAAUCUCUUUCUAUCUCUCUCUCUCUCUUCCGAUUAGA